CCGUUGCCGGGACACCGCGUAAACACGAGAGCGUGCGCAGCCGGGAGCCGCUACUUCGCGCCGCUGGAGACUGCGUUUGCCUGGAGAGGUGGUGGCCACUGGAGCCAGAGAGGGGCGUUUUUCGUCGCCUAGGAUGGCUUCCAAAAGGAGAACUUUGAGCUUUAGUGAAAGGCAUCAGAAAUCGGUAGAUGAAAACUACCACAGAAAAUUGCAUGUCCAAGCACUACAAAACAUAAGCAGUCAAAUCAGGAAUCAAAUGGUGCGGAAUAAAAAUGAUAACGAUGUUGAACACAAGAGAUUCCUCAGAUUAUUACAAGAUGAACAAUUUGAGUUGGAUAUGGAAGAGGCCAUUCAAAAGGCAGAAGAAAACAAGAGAUUGCGAGAACUCCAGCUUGAACAAGAAGAAAAACUGGCUAUGGAAUUGGCAAAACUAAAACACGAAAAUCUAAAGGAUGAAAAGAUGAGGCAACAAGUAAGAGAAAACAGCAUUGAGCUCAGAGAAUUGGAGAAGAAAUUAAAAGCAGCUUAUAUGAAUAAAGAAAGGGCAGCUCAGAUUGCUGAAAAGGAUGCCAUUAAAUAUGAGCAAAUGAAACGUGAUGCCGAAAUAGCCAGAACUAUGAUGGAAGAACAUGAAAGAGUAAUAAAGGAAGAGAACGCUGCAGAAGACAAACGAAACAAAGUAAAAGCACAGUAUUAUCUUGACUUGGAGAAACAACUUGAAGAACAAGAAAAAAAAAAGCAGGAAGCUUAUGAGCAGUUGCUGAAAGAGAAACUCAUGAUUGAUGAAAUUGUUAGGAAAAUCUAUGAAGAAGAUCAACUGGAAAGACAACAAAAGUUAGAAAAAAUGCAUACAACUCGAAGGUAUAUAGAAGAGUUUCAGAAAGAGCAGGCUCUCUGGAGAAAAAAGAAACGUGAGGAGAUGGAAGAAGAAAACAGAAAAAUCAUAGAGUUUGCCAACUUGCAGCAGCAAAGAGAAGAAGAUCGGAUGGCCAAAGUUCAAGAAAGUGAGGAAAAAAGGCUGCAGCUUCAGAACGCGCUGACUCAGAAAUUGGAAGAAAUGCUGCGGCAACAUGAAGAUUUGGAACAAGUACGACAAGAAUUAUACCAGGAAGAACAAGCCGAAAUGUAUAGAAGGAAAAUAAAAGAAGAAGCAGAAGAGAAAUUGAGAAAGCAAAAAGCGAUGAAGCAAGAUUUUGAAGAACAAAUGGCCCUGAAGGAAUUAGUGCUACAGGCUGCAAAAGAGGAAGAGGAGAUCUUUAGAAAAACCAUGCUAGCUAAACUUGCUGAGGAUGAUCGAAUAGAAUUAAUGAAUGCUCAGAAACAAAGAAUGAAGCAGCUGGAACACAGGAAGGCUGUGGAAAAACUUAUUGAGGAGCGUCGCAACCAGUUUCUUGCAGACAAACAACGUGAAUUGGAAGAAUGGCAGUUGCAGCAGAAAAGACAAGGAUGUAUUAAUGCAAUUAUUGAAGAAGAAAGGCUAAAACUUCUCAAAGAGCAUGCUACAAAAUUACUAGGCUAUCUCCCUAAAGGAGUAUUUAAAAAAGAGGAUGAUAUUGAUCUGCUUGGUGAAGAGUUCAGGAAAGCAUAUCAGAAAAGGAGUGAAAUUUGUGAAGAGAAGUAAUAUCUCAAGAUUGGGUAAAAUCUGGAUCUUUUGUAUGUUACCACUAGAUGUCAGCAUAACUUUUAAUAGUUCAGCGACAGGAUUCCAUUGUCUAAAACAUUACUGAAUUUCAUAAUUUGUAAGGAGUUAUGAAUAUUUACAAAAUUAAUUUUAGUCGCUUAUUUUUGUACUGAUAAUUUGAAAAUCUGAAUUCUGUAAUACCACAUUACA
This is a messenger RNA of Propithecus coquereli (Coquerel's sifaka), 1831 nucleotides long. It is a transcript of the gene MNS1, whose product is annotated as meiosis-specific nuclear structural 1. Gene Ontology annotation, cellular component: motile cilium. The coding region runs from base 134 to 1621 and encodes 495 amino acids. Lineage: Eukaryota; Metazoa; Chordata; Mammalia; Primates; Indriidae. The record is from RefSeq and is a predicted model, not a curated record. The transcript has 10 exons. Gene Ontology annotation, biological process: cilium organization.